CUUAAAGAGAGAAACUCCUAGCUGUCAUAGAGACUGGCUGGACCAGCAAAGAUGACAGCCUGAGCGGAUUGAUUCUUGGCUCGGGCACCCUCCCAGCACCAUGCGAGAAAGUCGCUGAGAGGCAACCCGGCACACUGCAGAGAAUCACCUUCUCUUUCCUGGCCAAGCUGGUCCCAAGUGCCAGGAAGAUGGAACCAAACCUGCUGAUGUGGGGAUUAUUCAUAUUCAUCAUGGUACCCGGCAGCGUGACAGAGUUUUGCGAUAAUGAACCACUAGAGAUCCGUUUUGCCACCUUCAAAGCCUUGGCCUACGUGAAUGGCACCAUGUUAACCUGUGAAUGCAAGAGAGGAUUCCGCAGAAUACAAAACGGGUCUCCCUACAUGCUUUGUACAGGAAACUCUUCCUGGGAAAACAAGUGCCAGUGUGUAAGCUCUUACCCUGGGAACACAGGGAAACAAGUUACUCCUCAACCUGAAGAACAGAAAGAAGGGAAAAACACAGAAAUGCAAAGCCAAUUUCAGCCUGUGGACCAAGUGAACCUUCCAGGUCAAUGCAGAGAGCCCCCUGCGUGGGAACAUGAAGACACAAAGAGAACUUAUCAUUUCAUGGUGGGGCAGGCACUUUACUACCAGUGCAUCCAGGGGUACAAGGCCCUACGGAGUGGCCCUUUCAAAAGCGUCUGCAAAAUGAUCGGUGGAAAGACGAGGUGGACCCAACCCCAUCUCACGUGCCUGGAUGAAAACGAGCCCCAUCCGUUUUCAGGUGAAGUGGACACUCAAGCAAGCACAGAUGCUCUUCCUGAGAGUGAGGCUUCCCACACCAUCACCACAACAGAUUUCCAACAACACUCAGAAGUAGCGACAACCAUGGAGACGUUCAUAUUUACAAUGGAGUACCAGAUAGUAGUGGCCGGCUGUGUUUUCCUGUUGAUCAGCAUCCUCUUUCUGAGUGGACUCACCUGGCAGCGGAGAUGGAAGAAGAGUAGAAGAACCAUCUAGAAAACCCUCAGUGGCGAGAAGCCAAGAACAGCCAACGGAAGUCAUGAGGCAGAAGCAAAGUCAGAGAGGUUAAAUGCUCACUCGGCAGGCAUCUCUCGCACCCCUUGGCUUUUGGGAAGCUCUGGGUUCACAUCACAGAACAUCAGGCAGCUGCCGUCGCAUCACCAAGCCAAUCUACACCAUCAAAGGGGGAGACCUGCCCACUUCUAUCCAGAAUUUCCAAAGUCUUUAAAGGGAAAAGGAACUCUCUGGCUUAUUUUCCCGGACAUGGGUUGAUUAAAGCUAGAACAGUAUGGAAUGUUCUCCAUACACAUAUGAUACAAAGUAACUUUGUGUCAACUUCAUCCCAACUUCCCAGUUUGAAAUCCCAGGUGAAGCCUUAGCACUAAUGUGAGUAGUCUCCCUCCUGUGCCACCCCGUGUGCCUGGAUCUUAACAUGUGGAUCCUUUCCCAGCCUCGGGUCGGCUAGCCCAUUAUGUUCACUUUGCUUACUAAACAGCCUUUAAGAACUCUAGGCUGCUGACUAGCACACUGUAUGAGCCUAGCUCAAUCCUAUAAGGUGAACCCCUUCUCCUGAGGCUUUGGAUUUGAAUCUCUAAAGAACAAAAGCUAUGGCAGAAUAAUUUUUGGAUAAUAACAAAACAGGGCAGCUAAACCCUUGGAAUUGUGAAGCUUCAAUAUUGGAGAGGAUUUGAGAGAAUUUCAAAAAUUGAAUGUCAGUGUCAGGAACAGAAGGGUAAACUAUGUCCCAGAUAAUGGAUUAUAAUUACCAAAAUGCUUCACUUGUACCCUUCUAAUGGGCUUAAGAGUCAGUUCCUUUGGGAUUGCUAUAAAUUAUACUCAGAACUUGGCCUACACUAAUUUGAAGUUUACUGGUAGACACACAAUGUACAAAUGUGUAUAUUUCCUAAUACAUAUUAUAAAAACACUGAAAAGGAUCAGCACAUUCAAUGUUCAUGGAAGGAAGGAAAGAAAGAAGAAGGAAUGAAGGGGGGAGAUGAUACUGAUAAAAUUUUACUAUGGAUAAGGUGUCCCUCUGGUCCUCAAAUGUUACCAAAAAGCUCAGCAAAUCACAAGGCUUGGAGGCCCUCUUAAAAUAGAUUGCUGGGUUGACUUCUGGAGUUGCUGUCAGUAGAUCUGGGAUUUACAUUUCUAUCAAGUUCCCAGGUGAUUCUAAUGGUGCUGGUCCAAGGACUACACUCUGAGAACCACUGUGUACUCCCUGUGCCCCACCCCCACCCUCAGCUGCUACUGAAAACAUCAGCUUCAGGUGCUAAGGCCUCAGUGAAAGUUCCUGUUCAGCCUCAUGUGAGAUACGUCUUCAAACCAGUUGGCUGGUUUGAACACCAUGUGACUUUAUGGGAUUUGCAAAAAGUUUGAACUAUCAACCAGUUUUCAUUUCUGGAAGGCAGAAGAAUGAUAUGGUUUGGCAGGACAUGGUGGUGCAUGUUGGUAAUCCCAGCAACUGGGAAGGCUGAGGCAGGAGGAUCGAAAGCUCGAGGCCAGUCCCAGCAACUUAGUGAGGCCCUGUCUCAAAAUAAAAAAUAAAAAAUAAACUGAGUUCAGUGGUGAAGCACCCCUGGGUUCAAUCCAUAGUACCAAAAAAUAAAUCAAUAACAAAAUAAGAAUGGACAGAUUUCAGCAGGAUCUAGAUUCAGAUUAAAGAACUACUUUCUAUUCUUUCUGUACAUUCCUUCAUUCAUUCCUUCAUUCAUGCCAAGUACAAAGUAGACUUUCUUGUCCAUCCUCCCUUCUUUCCCAAAUUUGUGUUUUCUGGGUAAACUAAAUUUGAGAGGCAUCUCUCAGACCAGAAUUUUUUAAAAAAAAAUUUUUUUUAAAAUUCUUCCUCAAGUAAAAUUGACUUGUAUUAUCUUUACUCGUUUUGGGAAAGAGGGAGCUAUGAUAUCAAUGUUUCUUUCUUAUCCGUCUAAGAUGUUAUUUACCUAUUUUUCUCUCCCUCGCUCAUGACAAUAGAAAUAACAAAUUUGAAAUAAGAAAAUGGUUUAUCCUGAGCCAACACGAGCCCUGGGAACACAAACUCAUGUUAACGAUGCGAGUUCCCAAAGCAUAUGGUUCACCAAGGACAUGGCCCUCCCGUGGAAAGAGAUCACACAAGUAUUUUAUAGUGCCUAUAAAGUAGGUGGGGCCCUCAGGCAAGCUAUAAAACGGUAGGGAAAUCUUCCAGUUUUCAGUAAAGCAUGGGAAUUUCCUAUAGGAGCCAAGUACCAUCUCAUCCUCAGUCUGAAAAUUUAACAGAGGUCCAUGAAGCUUAGCAGACAUUUAUCUGGUGGUCACAAAAAUGCUAGGUUGGGUACAGAGGCCAGUGACGAAUAGCUGGAAAAGGAGCCCAAUUAAAUCGUCCGAUACAGCUUAAGCCUCUUAAUUUACGACAUUUCAUCUCUCCACAAGGUCACAACACUCCAGUGAGUGAAAUUUAAACCAUCUGGAAGCUCUUAAAUACAAACAUGGCCUCUUUGAGGACUCUUCAGCUCACGCUCAGAAGUAGUGGAACUUUCCAGAAGCUACAUGCCAUGUGAUGAGUUCCUAUCAUGAGUUCAUUUCUGUUGUUUAUGAAAGAAUUAAUAAACAGUGUUUUAAAUUUUU
Sciurus carolinensis (gray squirrel) is the source of this 3602-nucleotide messenger RNA. RefSeq names its product interleukin 2 receptor subunit alpha (gene Il2ra). The record is from RefSeq and is a predicted model, not a curated record. Gene Ontology annotation, biological process: inflammatory response. Gene Ontology annotation, molecular function: interleukin-2 receptor activity; interleukin-2 binding. NCBI's taxonomy places the organism in Eukaryota, Metazoa, Chordata, Mammalia, Rodentia, Sciuridae. Bases 189 to 998 code for a protein of 269 amino acids. The transcript is spliced from 8 exons.